GAUGAUUAUAUUUGAAUGCAGGAAAGUAAAUACAAAAGGUGAUCAUUAUGUGUGCACAUUAGUUUGUCAUAGAGAUGGGCAUGAACAGGUUCAGGUAUGCCUCUGUCUAUUGGUCUUGUCAUAUCUCAUGUCAGAGACAGCGUAUUGUGAUGGAAUUUUAAUUAAAUUAUCCCAGUAUAUGAUGAAGCCUUUAUUAUAGUUAAUCCAGUUAAACAAGACUACAAAUAUCAGCAUCUAUAGCCCUUUAAACAGCAAAAUAAAAUCCACCAUAAGUUAUUGAGUCCUGUUGAUGUUUUAUACUCAGCCAGGACAACUUGACUCUACUGCAGUUUUGCAUAUUUUGACAAUUUAUGAGAACUACUGCAAAUAAUUGAUGAUUUAUUUACUUAUCAUAACAUUAUUGGCUAUUUUAUCUAAGUAUCUUGCUUAGAUAAGUGUGUGGUCUAUGUGGAAACAAAUAAUUGUUUUAAGGCACAGUAUAGUAUCAUUACUGUGCCUAAAAACAAUUAUGACUCUGUGGAUAAUGCAUAGUAUAAUCACUGGUAAUUUUGUUCUGUUGGUCAGAUGAAAAAGACGCACGAAGACAUCAGCCUGGAAUUUUGAUAAUAACCGCUGGUUGCAGACCUACUAUGAACAACUUUCAGUGGAGUAUCUAUUUUUUUAAAUUAUAAAUAUUAAUGACUUAAAUAGAGUCAAUUAUAAGACUAAUAAUUAAACUAAUUUAAAUUGUGUAUUGUUUUAAGUAAUGUUUCUCUGGCAAUUUUUUUAAUUUAUAUUGGUUGUUGUUUAUGAUGAUCACUAGAGGUCAAAGUUUACCCUUUUUAUUUACCACAGCAUGGUGCAAGCUACUACAGAAGGACAUACACAGCAAGUUUAUAUGCAUUACAUCAUGUUAGUUAUCAGAAGGUAUGAAAAUGCUGUUGUGUCAAGUCGCCCUCAGUGACAUGGACUAAUGCAGGAAGUUUAAAAUAAAAGGCUUUUCACCACAGAACGUGUUUACUGGGCAGCGGUGGUCCACCUCACCUGCAUUAAAGACCCCACUUACAUAACCAACAUUUGAAUACAUUUCUAAGAAAUGAAACAUUAACAGCAGAGCUGGUAUUUCAUGCAGCAAAUACCACACAUUUGACGAAAGUGACUAGAGUUUAGUCCAUCAUCUACUGAGUAAGUUGAUUGUGAGACGAGAUGCAGCAGGAUCUGGCUGGUUUCCACUAAGCCUAAACACUUUCCUGAUGGACAGACAUUGUGGCACUGUGGUAGACAUUGAGAAUAUUGCUAUUACACUGCACUUUUUUUUUUUUAAAUAGUGUGCAUAUAUGUGUUCUCUAUACUGCAGCCUGUGUUUGAUUUUAUUAUUGUAAAGUAAGCACAUCGUGAGCAAUGCACAAUCCAGAGUGAAAUUCCUCGUAUGUGUACACAUACCUGGCAAAUAAAGCUGAUUCUGCUAUGCAGUAAUUUUCCAUAGGUAAGUUUGGAUUCAGUAGUGUGGGAGCACAAUGAUGUAAAUAUAAAAUAUAUAACCUGUGUUUUUAGUAAAAGGUACAAAUCAAUCUAGUACUUAUAUAAAAUAAUGACAAAAUUGGUUAUUGUGUUUUACAUAUAAAUUUUUAUAUAACAUCUUAAAAAUAGGAAUUCUGUGUUAACCUCCUGUAUUGUUAUAAUGCAGACACCAUCAUGUUUCUGGGUAAUGUUUUAUUUAAGUAGCUAUUAAGGAGAAUAUUAACUGUAUAUAAAACAAAUGUAAAAUGUAUUACAUGAUUUUUUUAAUCUGAAAAAAGGCUGUGUCCACAUCUCACCUUCAGUAUGGUGACUGGGCAAUGAGAGGACAAUGUUUAGAGACAUUUUAGCAAGAAGUUAACCUUGAAACUAAAUAAGGGGGGGGACAUGCCUAUUACUGGUGUACUGAGAGUAUUUAUGCUAUGCAGAAAUAAGACACCAAUUUAUUCAGUUUAUUUGCAUUGUGUAUUUGUGUGUGUGUGACACACACUGUCUGGAACAAUUGUAAAAAAUGCAAAUAAAGACAAAAAAGAGGAACAAGUUUUUCACAAUCCUAGUUUCCUCAAGAACACUGCACGUUGCUCCUUCAGGCGUUUAUUUUGAAAACUGUGACCGGAAGGCAUGUUACUCAUGUUGCCAUUUUUGACACUUGCUAUAAUAGAUUCAUGUGCAGAAGCUCCAUUCAUUCACCAAAAACUAACAACUGCUCAGUUGCCUAUUCGUCAAAACUCUGAGUUCACGUUUAAGAGGACAACUGGGGACAUUCAGCCCGCGUCUCGUUUCUAAGAGGAAGUCGAGGGAAGCGUUCAACAUUAGAUCAUCCAUGAGACGUGGCUCAAUUUCUCAUGACAGAUAACUUCUCCAACCGAAAUGCCGCUUUCAGUUUAGUAAUGAGUCAUGCGUUUCUCUUUUUGUAUCGGUAAAAGGCGAAAGAACCGAUGCUAAAACGGUUCCGCUUUGAUGUUUCAACGGUUCUAUCAAAUAAAGAGGGGGAAAGUUGAGCGCGUUUCAAUGGGCUCCGCCACAGUAAUCCCGGAAUCAAAACACAGUGGGUGCAGACAGAGAAGCUGUUGGAGUAUGUGUUGGGGGGCGAAUUGUACCCGCUACCCAUGGUGGAAGUGGUGUUUUUUUCUUGUUUUUGUUUUUCCCCCCAAAACGGUCCAGCCUGGUAUGACACGGCGCAGUUGCUGGCUGCAAAACAGGUUGUCGCUCGUCAGGGUUUACAGCAGCACAAUCCCCCUUUCGAGUUACGUCAGGGAGGAAAAGGAAAACGCUUCUGCUUAACAGCACUCUACCAACUAUGUUUCACCCUGCCUGCUCAUUUUGUUUAACGUUAAGUUUGGUAGUCUAUCUACACUUACCCUGCCCGUCGUCAAGAUGGUGUUUCCUCCACACAGCCGGGACUUUAUUCACUGUUGUGUACAUUUCUGCGCGCUGGUCGUGAUUCCAUCCAUCUUGAAUUUGACGUCAUCCCACACCAGGGAUGAGGUCAUCGCAAAGAACGCUCGUCACGUGCACUGCGCUCUGAUAGGCUAGUAAAGGACCUGGGGGCGGGGCCAACGGAAGACUUGACAGGCUAAUUUAAAGGGAUAGCUCAUAUUUUUUAGUUUUAGAUGUCGUGUCGCUAACUGAAGUUACACUGUAUGUUGUAAUUAGCUUGGUAUUUGAGCCCGGUAAUUGUUUGUAAGUAUAGUUUAAACUAAGUUUAGUAAGUUUGUAGCUCUAUUUAGCUUUGUAAACUGGCCGGGUAUCUAUUUAUUUAUUUUAGUUUUAUGUUAAAAAAAAAAAGAACACAUUUUCACUGUGUGUAUACGAGUGUAUAUAUUUUAAAUAACCGCCUUUUGAUUUUAGCAAAUUAAAAAAAUCUAUUUUUUAGUUUUUAAUACCUAUUUUAUGCAUUCAACUACAGUAGAUUGUCCUUGGUAGGUUUAAACUGUGAGAAGCGGAGAUAAUAUGCAUGUGAGUGCACACCUCCUAACCCCAGUGAAACUAAUUAGAUCCGUGAUUGAAUGCAAGUCAAUAAAGCGUAGCAGUAGAUGUGUGUCAUUACUGGCAUCCAUUGGGGACUUGUUUCUAUGUUUAUUUGGCCUACAGGCAUCCCCCUGGAAGGCCUUGAAAGCCACACACCUGGCAACAGUGUCAUGACUCAGGUAUGGCACUGGUGGUGAAAAGUCAAUAUUUUCAUUCAUGAAAUAUGGCAUAAAACCACGUUUUAUUGAGCUGAUGAUUUUUAUUUGGUAGUGUAACUGUAUUUAAAUUGCAGUGACAUUAGUUGACUCAGCCAUUAGCCCUGCACCUCCCUGCAUUUACAUGCUCCAGCACCUCAGCAUGUAACCAGUCAUUAUCACUUAAUGACUGAAGGAAGUGUAAUGAUGCACAUUUUCACACCUCAUUAUGUAAAAGGAGCACCAUUACAUUAAUACUACAUUUACUAAGAAUGAAAAAAAUAUCCAUGAAAAUAUUUGAAAUAAUACAGAGGACCUGUAGAAGUUUCUUUCAUCUAACAUGAAUGUAUAGUCACAUUCGCAUAGUCGAAGUGAGGACAGAAUCUUGAUGGAGUCUUUUUUUAGAAUGCGUCUUUGACAGCCAAAGCAUCCCACUGGUCCUUCAUAUAAUGAGAGUGAAGACAUGUGGGAAAAUGGUAAGGACGUCCUCACUAGUGUUCUCACACUAAUGGCUGACACAGGCUGUUCAUGCCAGCAGCAUAGCAAGCACUGCCAUGGUUACCUGUGUGGAAACCAAGCCAUUUGAGACUUUGACUCCUCCCAUAAGACAUCUCUCUCCCUGCCAUCAAAAACAUGUUUACUGACACUGAGAAUGAGUAAAAUGAGAACUUAUCUAUUCUACAAAAAUGUAAAGAGAUCCUGGAAUUUCCCUUGUGAAAAUCAUGAACACCAACGGCUUUUCUCUUUGCAAUACACUGGCUCGCUAACAUGUCAUGCUGCCAUACAUCUUGGCAGUUCAAGGUGUCAAAUUGUCUGAAUAUUUUCAUAUUCUUGCAUAAAUUCAUGUAAUUUCAGUUCACCGACAAACACAUUCACAUAAAUCUAAUACUUACCUGCUGGCUGUCAUAAUUUUGUGGUCCAUUAGGGACUGAUGGUGCAACGAGGGGAGGAGAAAGACAGAGCCACAGAGGAUUUUAUCUCUGAGCACACCAUGAACAGUGAGUUAGCAUCAUCUCAAAGAGAAACAUGCGCGUACAAUGUUGUUGUUAAAUAUAUGGUUGAUCUGUGAAAAAUGAGUUGGAUGCUUUCCAUCUGGGUGGCCGCGGCCCUGCUGGCUCUCUGUGGGGGACAGAACACUGUGCAUGAAGGAAAUCACCUGUCUGGCUACCAUCUCUGUAUUCACAAUGAGACAAGGAUUGUGAGUUUCCUGGUGAUGCAUGAGGUCCCCUAUACUGUGACAAAGCCUUGUGGUGGCUGGCUCCUCUGGAAGACAUGUACAGUCACACUUUACAGGAUGACCCAUCAGACUGAGUACAAGACAGUGAUGGAGCAGGUGACCAGGUGCUGCGAGGGCUACGAACAAGUCGGUCAUUACUGUGCCCUGCCUGUAAACAGGAGUGGUGAGUUCACUGCCAAGCCAGGAUCCUGUCCAACCGCAGAUGGAUUGCAUCCCGGAUCUGUGGACUGUGAGUGGGACAUGGACUGCCCAGGAUGGCAAAAAUGCUGCCAGAGAUUGGGUCGCUCUCUCUGCAGUGAUCCUGCAAGUUUAGCAAAUUAUUCUGAGAAUGGAGGGUACCGUUUGAACGCAACAGUGACAGUGAAAGCUGAUUACCAGCAACUGAUGUCCAAGGAUAGAGGAUCUUUGGAUCACACACGACUGCUACAAGCAAUGGUGACUGGAGCUCUGCAGUCUGAAGUUUCAGUUUAUUACCUCAGCUCAUGGCCUGUUCAUCCCUACAGAACUGCCACCUCACUGCUGAUCGAGUACAACUUUACUCUUUCACUGGACAAUGUCACAUCAAAGCUGCAUCUUCUCCUCAAUGACAUACAGGAGGUGUCAUAUGUAACCGUGGAAGAUGUAGAUGAGUGUGCACAGUCUGCUCUCCGUCAGUGCUCCCCUCAGGCAGACUGCCAUAACACUGUGGGCUCCUACCAUUGUGCCUGUCACCAAGGAUAUAUUGAUGUUGACCCCAGCAACCCUGGAGCCCGCUGUACAGCUGACGCCAGGGUGUCGACUACCACAGAACCCCCGCUUACCUACCUUCCACCCAUGAACGCAACCUACAGCCCAGCUUCCACCACCACACAGGACCCUCCCGGCAACAGCACCAUAGGUAUCUCCAGCUCCACUGAGCCCAAUAUGACUGCGCUGAGUAAUACAAGCUAUGUCUCUUAUAAUUCAUCACAUGCUCUGCAGUGGACAAGCUCUGCACCUUAUACCAGCAUGAGCUCAACUGUGGAGUCACCUCUGCCAACAACUACAUGCUCUCCUCCCAGCAUCACCAGUUUAUGGUCAGCUAAUGUUACUGGAACCUCCUUCUGUGUCCACUGGUCCAGCCAGUUUCAAACAAACCAGACUUACCAGGUUGUUGUAAGCAAAGGGUCAGAGGUUAUUCAUUUUGGGGUAACCAGUCAGACCACAAUGAAGGUAAGGAGACUGCACCCCGGGGUUCUCUACGACGUCACUGUGACACCUCAUGCCUGCGGCGGACAAGGAGUUGCCCUUCGUGUAUCCGUCAAGACUGAUGCUCAAACCCUUCACGCCACAACACGACUUACCAAUAUCCAGUUCACUGAUGAUCUGCAGAACACCAGCAGCCAGGCCUACAAAAACCUCACAGAGAGUAUUAUAGAGGAGAUCUACCAGUCUCUGUCUCCAGAGAUGAGGGCCAUGGUGGAUUCAGGCCAGAUGAGAAUCGAGAUCAGAAGCUUUUCUCCAGGGAGUGUGGUGGUCAACUUCACCAUCACCUUCAUCCCCAGUGAAAGCCAAGACAACAGUAAUGUAACCACAGCUGUGCUGCACUCCCUGAUGAACAGCACCAAAUACACUGUGGAUGAAAACAACACACACAUAAACGACUGGAAUGAAUGUGCUUCAGGGGAAAAUGACUGUUCCCAGUGGGCUACAUGUACAAACACCAAUGCCUCCUACACAUGUGUUUGCCUUGACGGAUUUAUAGACAAGACCCCAGAAAGGCCUGGACGAGCCUGUGAAGCAAUCCCUACCUCAGAGACAAUGACACCACCACUCAUACCCACAACUUUUUCUAUAGUUAGAGCUACCCCUUUCUCUCAAAUAACUCCCCCUGCUCAAACUGCAACCAUUUCUAGCACUGCAACCACCGCAACUGCCCCAACAACAACUAUUCCUCCUACAGCUACCUUGACUACCCCAACGGACACCGCUACCUACACGGCAACCACCCCUAAUGCAACGACAUCACUGAGUUUUACCCCUACAACCCCAACGGACACCGCUGCCUACGCGGCAACCACCCCUAAUGCAACGACAUCCCUGAGUUUUACCCCCACUACCCGAACAGACACCGCUACCAACAUGACAGCCACCCCUGCCGCAACGACAUCCCUGAGUUUUACCCCCACUACCCAAACAGACACCGCUACCAACAUGACAGCCACCCCUGCCGCAACGACAUCCCUGAGUUUUACCCCCACUACCCGAACAGACACCGCUACCAACAUGACAGCCACCCCUGCCGCAACGACAUCCCUGAGUUUUACCCCUACAGAACCAACGGACACCACUAUCUACGCGACAGCCACCCCUGCUGCAACGACAUCCCUGACAUUUGCCCCUACAACCACUGUUACCAACCCCACUACAACAACCUCAGCUCCUACCAGAGCAUCUACGCAAGGAGCCAUCUCAGUCCAGUGCAGGGUUCCUGCCAUCACUGUGGCAGUUAGCAGGGAUUUUCUUCGGAGCGCCAAGAUCACGGAGAGUGCCCUACACUUGGGCUUGCCGGAAUGUGGCGUUAACGGAGGCAAUGACACCCAUGCCCAGCUGACAGUAGCCUGGAAUGAGUGUGAGACUAGACUUGUGCAUAAUGAAACCUACUACACGGCAUCUGUGACCCUGUUCAACACCAUGGAUCCGUACACCUCACCCAGUGGAACUGUGGAGGUACCCAGAGUACGGCUGCAGGUUCCCAUCAUGUGUACCUACAUGAAGAGCAUGCUCACCUUAGCUGACUACAGCUCCAUGGGGUAUGACGUGAUCAAAGAUGUCGUCAUGGGCUCGGGGUCGUUCAAGGUGACGGUGCAGCUGAUGAAGGAUGCAAUGCGUCUACCCCACAACUACAGCUUGUCCCCUGAGGAGGCUGUGGUGCUGGAGGUUAGCCUCAACACAUCAUCAGAGCAGAUUAAAGUAGUCAUCAACAAAUGCUGGGCCUCCUCUACUCCAAACCCUGCUGACAACUACAGCCACAUCUUCAUGGAGAACAGCUGUUCCCUGAACACGUACACCAAAGUGUUGAUGAACGGAAACUCCAGCACAUCUCGUGUGUCUGUUCAGAUAUUCUCCUUCGUCAACCUGAGCAUGAUCUAUCUGCACUGCCAGGUCCACGUGUGUGUAGUGAUAGAAUCGACCACUUGUGUGCCUAACUGUCUACAAAGAACAGCUCAGUCUUCAAACAGGAUUGGAACAGCUUUCGGUUCUUUCGGCCCUCUGCUGAGGUCAGGUAAAGAGCCCUUGGAGCAGGAAUACGACACUCUUCACAUAGUUGGAAUCGCCUGUCUUGGAGUCGGCGUGACGCUCCUCUUCAUCAUUGGCUUCGCCUGCCUUUUCUUCUACCAAAGGAACCGCAUUGGACACUACAACUUUAGCAUGAAGCCCAAGCAGGAGAACUUCACAUACCUUGUCUUUAACACCUAGGACUACAGGAGCACCCACAGCCAUCGUCAUAGGAAGAGAUUCCGGCAGCAGCAGCAGCAUGCAUUUGGUAGGCUAUUACAGUACGGCUGCCACCAAGUGGCACUGUUGCACCACUCAUAUAUUAGUUCUCACCAAACAUUGCACAUAUUUGCACAUUAUACAAACAGUGAAGUACAGAUUAUAUUAAAAAUGAUAACUUGAUAGAGUAGUUGCAUACUGGAAUGUGAAAUAUACAGACUAUAACUAUUUAAUGAAUAUUUAACAUUAGAACAAUACCCAUUGAGUAUGGAGAAUGUUUCAGUACAUGGUUCACUUCCAACAUUUAUUAUAAUGUAACCAUACCAGCUUGAACUGCAUGUAGUUGUGUAAAUUAUAAUUUGUAAUGUAGUGAAAUAUGCUUAAUAUACACCAUCUGCAAUACCAGUCAAGCACAGCUAGCACUUUAUUUGGUUUUAGCUGCUAUUAUCUUGUUGUAUUUGCACUGAAAUAUUCAUUCUGUUCUCACUUGUGGUGUGACAAUAAACAUGUCCUGUAUGAAUUCAGACA
Micropterus salmoides (largemouth bass) is the source of this 8883-nucleotide messenger RNA. It is a transcript of the gene umodl1, whose product is annotated as uromodulin-like 1. Gene Ontology annotation, molecular function: peptidase inhibitor activity; calcium ion binding; protein binding. Bases 4735 to 8337 code for a protein of 1200 amino acids. The record is from RefSeq and is a predicted model, not a curated record. The transcript has 17 exons. Gene Ontology annotation, cellular component: extracellular region; cell surface. NCBI's taxonomy places the organism in Eukaryota, Metazoa, Chordata, Actinopteri, Centrarchiformes, Centrarchidae.